AUGGAUGCAGAAUCUCCUUCUGGUCCAGUAUCAACGAACAGUAUUCUGGUGAAUAUGGUGGAAAAUGUUGAUGCAGAUGAGAGGGAUGAGAAAAUCUUGCUGGAUAAAAUCAAAACGGAAAUCCCGGAUGAAGACUCAUGUCAGUAUUCAUCGAUCAAAGCUACAGCGUCAUGUUCCAAUGCACUUAUUAACUUGUUGGUGAGCAGCAAAAAUCGGACUGUGGAGGAAAACAGGCCCAGCAGUUCGGUGAAAAGAAACGCUUCAGGAUGGCGUACACUUACUGUACGGGAAUUGCUCGGUUUGGGUUCGGUGAGGCGACAAAAAGCAAAAUGCAGUUUACGCUUUCAGUGUCAGUCGUCAGGUACCCUUUUUUUGGUUGGGGUUUGGGCCAAAACUGUUUAG
Molecule: messenger RNA, 402 nt
Organism: Gongylonema pulchrum
Lineage: Eukaryota; Metazoa; Nematoda; Chromadorea; Rhabditida; Gongylonematidae
Source: the annotation of a GenBank genome assembly